Mercurialis annua (annual mercury) is the source of this 1212-nucleotide messenger RNA. Its product is annotated as cold-regulated protein 27. NCBI's taxonomy places the organism in Eukaryota, Viridiplantae, Streptophyta, Magnoliopsida, Malpighiales, Euphorbiaceae. The transcript has 5 exons. Gene Ontology annotation, biological process: response to cold; regulation of circadian rhythm. The record is from RefSeq and is a predicted model, not a curated record. The coding region runs from base 98 to 811 and encodes 237 amino acids.
AACGCUUUUCUCUCUCUCUCUCUCUCUCUCUCUCUCUAAACAAUAUAAAUUCUCAUCUUAACCUUUUUAGUUUUUUAUAUAGUGAAAUUAUAGAAAAAUGGAUAGUUGCAGAACUGAAACUCGGACGAUUUCAAGCGGUGCCGACUCAGUCGAGUCUGCUCAACAUGAUUCCCAGAUCACAGAGUCUCUGUCUACAGAGUGGACAGAUGAGAAGCACCGUCUGUACCUUAAAUCCAUGGAGGCGUCAUUUGUUAACCAGUUAUAUAAUUCUAUGGAUCUUCUUGAUUUGCGAUUGAAGAAGGAGAUGCCAGAACAGCAAGUACACCCGAAUACUUGUACCCCAUCCGGCCAGUUUAAGGUUCUUCGAGGUGGUUCUUGGCAGAAUGUUAACUUUCAAAAGCCUGAAUCACAAGUAAAUGUAGACAUUCUAGGAAGUCCGUGGAUUCAGCACUUUAGGUCUGCAAGAAAACCCCAUGUCACUGUCCAAGAAAGGGGCACAUUGCAUAAGCGAGCGACCAAUUCAAGUGGGAAGAAGGCAGUGUCUAGUGGUAUAGAAACUUGUUCAAACCACUCCUAUACCUGUUGCCGCAAUUCUUGUCAAACUGGCGCUGUUGACAGCACUGCAGAGGUUUCAGAUCAGAAUUUUGUGGAUGAAAAUAUUAGCAGUAGCAAGACAAGCAGCACAUGGAACUCAAAGAAAAUAAAAACUAAGAAAUCUCGUACUUCAAUUAAUGAUCAGGUGGUCCCAUAUAGCAAGCCUCCCGCCGCUGAAAAAAACACUGAAGUCGGAAGAGAUGACUCGCUCGCGUGACCAUCUGGCUACCUAUGAAAGACGCUCAAGAAUCAAAUCUGUGAACUUUCUUUGCUCAUUGAAAUUCGAGAGGAGAAACUGUGGUGAAUGUGGAGGAUUGCGAAAUUAGACAUUCUUCCCAUCUAUUUGAUGCUGCUACUAGGAAUACUAGGAAUAUUGUUCCGUCGUAUGCUGUAUUAGAUAUUUUCCUUUUAUUUUUAGAUGUUUGUCGCAAAUCAGAUAUUUUAUUUGUGGAGCUGAUUUUAUUCAGUAUGUAACAAAGUUAUGAUGGCCAUGAAGCAUUAUCUAGUAGUAGGUCGACAACAAAGAAGUUAAGCUAGUAAUAGAGUUGAGAAAUAGAAACAGAAGCAUGUAAUUCUCAUUGCUUUAUCUUUUAUCUUGAUUUACAAUUCUUGAACUUA